Messenger RNA from Funneliformis mosseae, 184 nucleotides. Lineage: Eukaryota; Fungi; Glomeromycota; Glomeromycetes; Glomerales; Glomeraceae. The record is from the annotation of a GenBank genome assembly.
AAAUUAUUCUAUAACUCCUUCACAACCUAUCACCUCGCUGUCUUCAUCACCUUUACCACUUUUACUACUUUUACCACCUUCACUACCUUUACCAUUUUCACCACCUCUGCUACCUUCACCACCUCAUGAAUUUAUCUUUAAUAAUAUUAAUAAUAGAGAUAUUCUGUUGCUUGCAGGAUUUUAA